AUGUUCAACGACAUCUCACUCCGACACAUCCCGGCGCUCUACGCAACCUGUGCCAUGGGUCUCGGCGGCGCCUGGUCCCUCGCCAACCCGCGCACCAGCCUCAUCCACUUCGGCUUCCCCGCCCGCAUCGCCGACCGCCCCGAGAUGUGGCCCGUCGCCCGUGUCGGCCACGCCCGCAACGUGAGCCUCGGCCUCAUCAUGGCGCUCUUCUACGCGCGUGGCCAGUACGACGUUGUCGACACCAUCAUGGGGGUCAUGGCCGGCUCACUGGCUCUUGUCGACGCUUGUGUCGUGUGGAACGAGGGCUUCCAUGGGUGGGCCGUCUUUCGAGCGCAGCCAUUCCAGACCCCGGCUCAAAGGGCAGAUCCUGUGGCUGUCCACCCGGCUAUUGUUCAAAGGAUCGACAAGUGGACAACCGGGAUGGAGGCUCUCGAAGCCCAUUCAUCGCAGGACGACGCAGGAUGCACUGCCACGCCGAAGUUCAAGCACUGCGAGCCAGUGCAUCGCUGGUGCCAGGGGUCUUCCCUCACGGCGGCCUGCGGUGGGGUGGUUUCAUCCCCGAAGGGCGGAUAG
Messenger RNA from Verticillium dahliae VdLs.17, 573 nucleotides. RefSeq lists its product as uncharacterized. The record is from RefSeq and is a predicted model, not a curated record. The transcript has 2 exons. The coding region runs from base 1 to 573 and encodes 190 amino acids. NCBI's taxonomy places the organism in Eukaryota, Fungi, Ascomycota, Sordariomycetes, Glomerellales, Plectosphaerellaceae.